Messenger RNA from Patella vulgata (common limpet), 1330 nucleotides. Its product is annotated as protein FAM185A. The coding region runs from base 69 to 1325 and encodes 418 amino acids. NCBI's taxonomy places the organism in Eukaryota, Metazoa, Mollusca, Gastropoda, Patellidae. The transcript has 7 exons. The record is from RefSeq and is a predicted model, not a curated record.
UAAGAUAAAUCUUGGUGAAUUCAUCAACUCUUUCAGGUUAUAAUUGAAGAAAUCUACUAUUUGACAAUAUGUCGUCAAUGAACAAUCUUUGGGGGAGUUUUUGCAGGCUUAAAUGUCUAAAUAAUUAUCAUAAAUUGUCCAGAAUUUGGUGCUCAACAUGGAUUUCACAUCCACAAAACAACCAGAUAUAUGGAAUUCAGAGUAGAAAAAUGUCAAAAACAUGUUUUUCAAACCAAAACAAGCUUUCAGACAACAAAGCAUUUAGUUUAUCAAAGAUCGUAAACUUUUCAACCAGAACUUGUAAAGAAGAUCUUGUUGAAGCGUGGUUUUAUGAAGUUAAGACUUUUGGAAAAAUUGAUAUAAAAGUUCCAUUUGAUUUAGAAGUGGAACCGCUGCAUCCUUUAGAAUAUCCAAAUAUGAAUAAAUUUAUAAUCGAAAUAUUUAACACGUCUGCAUCGAAAGAUAAAAUCGGCAGCUUUAAUAAAUUGUAUAAUUUAAAUAUUGACGUCGAUGAUGAAAAAGAGAUUGUAAAAGUUAAAGCUGAUGUGAGCGACGGUGUUCAGCUUCCGUUGAUCUGCAACAUAAAGAUACCCAUUAAAUUUAAUGUAAAUAUAGAAUCAGAAGAUAAAGAUGUGACAAUAAAGAAAUUUGAAGCUGAUGAAAUCAAAAUUAAAACUAUUACAGGAAAUUGUAAUCUCCAAAAAUUAAAGUGUGGUAGUAUAGAUGUUGUAAGUAAUGGAGGUAAUAUAAUCAGUGAAUCACUUCUACAGGGCAAUAUCCAGCUAUCAACAACCGGUACGGGGGAAAUAACGGGUGAUAGAUUUCAAGGGCAGACAAUCCAGUGCUGUAACGAGAAGGGUGAUGUUGAUAUUAAAACUAUUUACGCCGAUAAAACUUUAAUAAGUACUCAGUCUGGUGAUAUACAUAUUGGUAGUUGUCAUGGUAACUCAACAGUAGAAAUAAAGACAGGUGAUUUAUCUAUAGAUACGUUGGAUGGCGAUAUCAAGACUAGUAUAGAAGAUGGUGAUGUAGAUAUUUAUAUAGCUAGAUGUGGACAUGUAGAUAUAAACACUACAAAAGGUGAUAUACAGGUGAAAUUAUCAGAAACAGUAACAGCAGAUGUCAAUCUUCAGGCAGAAUCUAUCGAUAUUAGUCAAGAUAUAAAUUACACUGGUCAACCAGAAAAAACAACAAAUGAUCAGAUUCAGCAUUCAGGGAAUAUUAAUGGUGGAGAUAGCGGGUGUAAAAUAUCUGUUACAAGUAAACAAGGAAAGAUAACUCUCACACAACAAGACUGGUUCUCCACAUUAAAAUUAUCAUCAUAAGACAA